ACAGAUAGUAUAAUGGAAAAUAGUAAGGGUACCAGGACAGGUGGCAGCAGCCAUCGGAUGAAUCCAAAUGAUUUUUUCUUUGGAAAAAUGUUGGGAGAAGGAAGUUUCAGCUGUGUUUAUUUGGCCAAAGAAGUGAGAACAUCCAAGAAAUAUGCAAUAAAAGUAUGCGAAAAGCGGUUAAUAAUACGCGAACGAAAACAGGAGUACGUGAAACGGGAACGGGAGGUGCUUAAUCGGCUUACCGGGAAGCCCGGAUUCCUUGGCCUGUACUGUACUUUUCAGGACAGCUCCAAGCUAUACUUCGUCAUGACCUACGCCUGCAACGGCACGCUGCUUUCACUGCUUUCACGGCCCUCGUUCACGGUAGACUGCGCUCGGUUUUACUCGGCGGAGAUUUUACUUGCGCUGGAAACAAUGCACAACAUGGGCAUACUGCACCGAGACAUAAAGCCGGAAAAUAUCCUGCUAGACGAAAAAAUGCACGUCUUGAUGGCUGACUUUGGGUCUUCCAAACUUGACUACAAAGAGGAGGACGAGAAGGGGGAUGAUAAGCAACCGGAUGAAGGUGUGGCCGGAUUGAAGGAGGGACCACCUUCCUCGCCGACCAUGUCCACUGCCCGCAAGAUUGCUCAGCGUGUGCUUGGCACGGAGUACCAAGACGAGGACGAUGAUACGGACGAUGCGGAGGACAUUCAACCUGUUACCACACGGCCCAACAAACGUCGAAGUUUCGUCGGUACGGCACAGUACGUUUCGCCCGAAAUCCUCACCGGCACUCUUUCCUCGCCCGCCUCGGAUCUUUGGUCGUACGGUUGCACGAUCUAUCAAAUGGUUUGCGGUGUGUCACCGUUUCGGGCUGCCUCCGAGUAUCUUAUCUUUAAAAUGAUUCUCCGCUGCCAGGUGUCUUACGCGGACAGUUUCGACCCGGUAGCGAAAGAUCUCGUGACACGGUUGUUACAAAUCGAACAACGAAAACGGUUGGGAGCGUGUGACAAUCCACGCUACAGCACGAUUCGGCAGCACGCCUUCUUCGAAGGAAUCGAUUUUGAGCAUCUGCGCCAACAGCCCGCUCCGUUGCCAUCGUGCACGGAAUCAGUAUUAAACAGUGACACCAGCUCAUUGAGCAGUGUUUUCUUUCCCGAGGGCAUGCAGCCCGGCCUAGAUGACCGGCAGAUAUCGCGCCUGUUCGAUUUUAAGCUUGCCGAGCUGAACGAAACUGAUGACGUCCGAGCAGAUGGUGGUGACGAAGCGGUUGCGGAACGAGCGUCCGACGCUCCACCUGGUCGUCCCUUUGUGGAGCCGAUAAGGAGAGUAGAAGGUAGUAGCGGUAGUGCGGAGAAAGAGGAUACAGAGACAAAUCGUACCGGCUCGGGUCUCGUACUAAGUUUCACUCGUUCUGGAUUCAAGUUUUUUAAAUCGGUCGAAGAUGCGUUGAAAAAUGAUCCCGGACCGAUUAGCCAAUGGCAACCAUUCGCUGACGGCGAAGAUAUCCUCAAAUACGGCUUCAUUUAUAAACGCAAGGGGCUGUUUGCCCGGCGGCGCAUGCUACUGCUCACCAAACGACCCCGUUUAAUCUACAUCGAUGCGGUGAAUAUGGUGAAAAAGGGUGAAAUACCCUGGACAUCCGCACUUUCGGUGGAGGCGAAAAACUUCAAAACCUUCUAUGUGCAUACGCCAAACCGAAUCUACUACCUAGAGGACCCAGAAGGAUUCGCACUAAAGUGGUGUGAUACCAUUACUGAUGUUCAUCGAAAGACUUUCGGAAACAGUGAAAGCAAUGAUAGCGCCGUAAUUCAAACCGAAUGA
Anopheles marshallii is the source of this 1806-nucleotide messenger RNA. RefSeq names its product 3-phosphoinositide-dependent protein kinase 1 (gene Pdk1). Gene Ontology annotation, molecular function: ATP binding; protein serine/threonine kinase activity. Gene Ontology annotation, biological process: peptidyl-serine phosphorylation; intracellular signal transduction. Lineage: Eukaryota; Metazoa; Arthropoda; Insecta; Diptera; Culicidae. The record is from RefSeq and is a predicted model, not a curated record. The coding region runs from base 13 to 1806 and encodes 597 amino acids. The transcript is spliced from 3 exons.